Molecule: messenger RNA, 1638 nt
Organism: Acanthoscelides obtectus
Lineage: Eukaryota; Metazoa; Arthropoda; Insecta; Coleoptera; Chrysomelidae
Source: the annotation of a GenBank genome assembly
CAAGUCAUGCCUCAUGCAUAUUAUCUAGGAUUUUGCUGCGUUUUAUCUAUCAACAAUAUUGUGGCAUAAACGUCAGAUAAGAUAACCUACAUGUAAAAAUGUGACCUUCAAAAAAUGUUGAAAAUCACUGUUGAAUUCAAGUUCCUGCCGUUCCUAGCAAAAUAAAGCCAGCAAAUGUGCGACUGCGAAAAAGGAAACAGAAGCAUGGAUAUGAAAACCCCUCGGAAUGUUCAUUUAUCCGCUUUUUAUAAAAGAAGCUUCGCAUUUCAUACGGUCAAGAACCGUAUGCCAAUCAUUUUAACCAAUAUCAUCGACGGUCUAGUGAGAAAUAAAGCAAACAUCGCUAAGGAAUAUGGCAUAGAAUCUGCUGAAGAGCUAAAAACUGUGAUUGGUGAGUUAUCAGAAUUGAAGUAUGAAAUCCAAACGAAUAAGCCACUAAAGCCCUUAACAAGCACUGCCCCAGAUGCUAGGAUAUAUAACGAAUAUAUUGCUGAACAAGCCACUACAGAAAAUCCACCAACCCAUUUUCAUACUAUUUGGUUGCUAACAGAAUGCUACAUGUACCGUAGAAUAGCACAGGCAUUUGAGAAGAGCAACACAUUGAAGGACUACGAUAUAUUCAGGGAAAGUAAACAAGAAUCAUUCACAAAUAGUAUAAAAUUGAUUCAGCAAAUGGCAAAAUAUAUAACAGAGCUUUUGUCUAACAUCCAAAAACCAAGUAAAGAUGAUUUCAUAGCUUUAUUGAAAUUGAAUCUGUGGGGAAAUAAAUGUGAUUUAUCAAUUUCUUUAGGCAAAAUGACAGAUCAUAGUACAUUGUUCGAUACAGCUGCGCUAGAUCCCCAUAUUCUGUCUGAUCAUAGUGAACAAAUUUGGCAGGCUGUAUCUGAUACUCAACCAAUGUCUGAUAUAGUUACAAUAGUUUUUGAUAAUGUUGGAUAUGAGGUAUUCACAGAUUUAUGUAUCGCUGACUAUAUAAUAUCUACAAAAAUUGCAGAAAAAGUCAAGAUGUAUGUAAAAACCAUUCCUUGGUUCAUCUCUGAUGUUAUGACUCAUGACCUUUAUUGGAUGCUAAAUCAAAUGAAAACCACAAAUGACAAAUACCUCAAACCUUUAGCUGCAAAAUGGUCAAAUUAUCUUGAAGAUGGAACAUGGAAAGUGAUAGAAUCAAACUUUUGGACUUUGCCUUUUGACUAUACUCAUAUGAAAAAAGUGAAUCCUGAUCUGUACAAUGAACUGUCUGAAUCCAAAGUUGUGUUCUUCAAAGGGGAUCUGAACUAUAGAAAGCUGUUUGGUGAAAAAAAUUGGCAUCCUACUACUUCAGUUGAAGAGGGACUCCAAGGGUUUCAUCCUGCAAAAUUAGCUAUUCUGCGCACUAUAAAAGCUGAUAUUGUAUGUGGAUUACCAGAAGGAGUGGCUGAAAAAACUGAAGGAGAGGAUCCGAAGUGGAUGGAAAAAGGUGAUUGGGGGCUAAUCCAGUAUUGUGGAAAAGUUGAACCAAUAAAUUGAUUUUCAGGUUUUCAUAUUAUCUAUUCACUCUCCAUUUAGUGCAAUACAAUUAGAUUUUUUAUAUUGCAGCUAUGAAACAAAUAUGUCUGUGAUCAUUUUAAUUAUGGCAACAAUAAAUUAAAUGACAAUGGA